AUGCGGUUCUAUAUAACGACCCAUUUGCCGGCCAUCCUGCUCGCUCUAAUCUGCCUCGGGACACGCCCCCCGCCCACCGAUGCGGUUCGGGGCGGGGCACCUGUUGUGGUCGCCGACGACGAUGACGAAACCAUGGAGUACGCCCCGCAAUAUGAGCAUCCGGGCUAUGCCUUCAGUUACGGGGUCAAGGACCUGCACACCGGCGACGUGAAGUCCCAGUGGGAGAGCCGCGACGGCGAUGGAGUCAAGGGUCACUACAGCAUCUUGGAACCGGAUGGCUCCAUUCGAACGGUCCACUACACGGCGGAUGCCAAGAAGGGAUUCAACGCGAUCGUCAAGACUGUGGGGGCCAACUCGCAUCCAAUCACAGAGACGCCGGAGAGCGGUAACCAGGUCAACGACGACACCUCGCAGUCGAAGAUCAAUCACUACAGCAAGGACCAGGAGCACAUUGUCCUCAGUUCGGACAUCAAGCCGCUGAAGAAACCCAUUGAGGACUUGACGCACUCGCAUCCGAAGAUCCCCAGUUUGAUUGAGAUCAAGCCGCACGCCAGGAUCAAGCAGGUGCCCAUGGACAUGGAUCCGGGCAUUAGGGACCGUUUGCAGCAGGCCAGGGACACCUACUACAAGCAGAUAGCAGCUGCCCAUAAAUUGGAGGAUUUCUCGCAGAAGCUGCAACCCACCUACGCGGUGCAAGAAGGCGAUUGGAAGGCGGUGAUAGUAAAUGAACCCAAGGAGUAUCGACCUCAGUAUACCACAGGCUCCCCCGCACACUCCCACCACUCCUACUACGACCACUUUAGGCCCAAGGAGCUGCCCCACAACUACCUACACAAGCCCUCCAUUCAACAGCAGUCCCUUCACACGAGCUUCUCGCCCUCGAAGCCCAGGGUGAGCAUCCCCGAGGGCCUCUCCAACCACAUCCACCAGAAGAAGGUGGUCCACACCACGCCCGGGCUGAAGCACUACAAGUACAAGGGGGUGUCCAAGUCCUACUCCCGACCCGACUACUCCAGCUACUUCCACCGCAAGCCCAAGAAGCUGCGUCCCCUGUUCCCCAAGCAAAAGCCACGCGUCCACAGACCCGAGAAGUCGGGUCCUGUCCUCUUCCCCAAGAUCCUGGAGGACGACUUCGAGGACUUCGAGGAGGACGAGCAGGGAGCGGCGUCGGCCACUCUGGUGCAGAACAUGGUGCGCCAGGACAAGAAGCACAUGGUUCCCAUGUACGCCGGUGGUCACGGCUUUGAAAGCUAUCGCACCUUGGAAGGAGUGUAA
This is a messenger RNA of Drosophila ficusphila, 1275 nucleotides long. RefSeq lists its product as uncharacterized. The transcript is spliced from 3 exons. The record is from RefSeq and is a predicted model, not a curated record. Gene Ontology annotation, cellular component: extracellular matrix. Bases 1 to 1275 code for a protein of 424 amino acids. Lineage: Eukaryota; Metazoa; Arthropoda; Insecta; Diptera; Drosophilidae.